This is a messenger RNA of Teleopsis dalmanni, 1752 nucleotides long. Its product is annotated as soluble guanylate cyclase 89Da-like. NCBI's taxonomy places the organism in Eukaryota, Metazoa, Arthropoda, Insecta, Diptera, Diopsidae. Gene Ontology annotation, molecular function: guanylate cyclase activity; oxygen sensor activity; heme binding. The transcript has a single exon. The record is from RefSeq and is a predicted model, not a curated record. Bases 376 to 1752 code for a protein of 458 amino acids. Gene Ontology annotation, cellular component: guanylate cyclase complex, soluble. Gene Ontology annotation, biological process: response to oxygen levels; cGMP biosynthetic process; nitric oxide-cGMP-mediated signaling.
UAUUUUUAUUGUGAUUGUAUCAUAAAUACGCUAACUUAUCACAUUAAGUACAAAUACUUUAAAUGUAAAGUAAAAACAAACAAAAGACUUACAGCUGCUGCACAGCAUCAGUUAACUUUAAGCAGCUACCCACAACGGGCGGAUUCCUACUCAUCCUACUCUUAAUCUACCUCAGACCACUGCCAUAACAACGCAUUAAUAACGCACGAAGUCAAUAAAUCAAAAGCACACGCGCGCCGAAAGUCAACAUUAAACAACAACAGUAAAAACAGCAACAACAACUUGGCAGCCACAUUAAUCACGCACAAAUACCGUUAAAAUAAUUGUUUGCACAUCCAAACCCUUGACAAAUUUUUGCUCCUUUGUGUCGUAAAAAUGUAUGGGAUGGUGUUAGAAAGCGUGCAGUAUUAUAUACAGGCGGAAUAUGGCAAUAAUAUUUGGAAAGAGAUUUGCAAAAUUGUGGAUUGUAAGCAUCAAACUUUUAAGACCCAUCAGAUCUAUCCGGAUAAGUUGAUGCCCGAUAUUGCUGCAGCCGCUGCUGCUUGUACUGGAAAAUCAUUUGAUUUUUUUAUGAAUUUCUUUGGACGUUGUUUUGUGCGUUUCUUUAGUAACUUUGGCUACGACAAGAUGAUACGUUCGACUGGUCGCUACUUUUGUGAUUUCUUACAAUCUAUUGAUAAUAUACAUCUUCAAAUGCGGUUCACAUACCCGAAAAUGAAAAGUCCCAGCAUGCAGUUAACGCAUAUGGACAAUGAUGGUGCAGUUAUUUUAUAUAGAAGCGGACGCACUGGCUUCUCCAAAUAUUUAAUUGGGCAAUUUGUUGAAGUGGCUAAGGAGUUUUAUAAUUUGGAUAUCAAAGCUUAUGUAAUUGAAAGCCAGAACGAUAUAUGUGGUGGAACUACUGGUCCUAUACAUUUAUCUGAUCAACCUCUCACUGUUAUAGUUAAAUAUCGUUUAGACUUCGAUAACCAUGAUUAUAUGGCCAAUCGUGUUAAUGUUAUUGUUCAUCCCUCCCAACUUAGAUUACCAGCUAUAAAUAUGGAUGUCUUUCUAGAUUUAUUCCCUUUUACUGUUGUAUUGAAUCAUGACAUGAAAAUUACACACGCUGGCGAAAAAAUUGUAGAAACUUGGAUAUUGCAUAAUCCAAAUAAAAACGCCAAAACAUUUAUUGGGUCACAUAUUCUGGAUCUAUUUUUAUGUCGCCGUCCUAAGGGAACUUCAAUUGACUGGGAUACAAUCAUACAAAUGCGAACAGUAUUAUUUGAGUUUGAGUUAUUACGUUCAGUUCGUAGUCGAUUUGAUGUUGAUAAUGAAAACUAUGAUGAAAUUGUAUUGAAUGAAGCGCAUUUGCCAACGAAUAAAAACCAUGAUUUAGGAGCAAGUUUUUUGGAUGUUGAGCAAAAGAAGGAUGGCGGCAACACACCUAGUGGUGGGCGUAAAAUAUCUCAAGGCCAAAAAUCUAUAUUAUUAAAAGGUCAAAUGUUUUAUUUAAAAGAUGUGGAUUCACUUAUAUUUCUCUGUAGUCCGCUUAUUGAAAAUCUUGAUGAACUUCAUCAAAUUGGAUUAUAUUUAAAUGAUCUCAACCCGCAUGGUCUUAGUAGAGAACUUGUAAUGGCUGGAUGGCAACAUUGCUCAAAACUAGAAAUUAUGUUUGAAAAAGAAGAGCAACGUACGGAUGAGCUCGAAAAGUCACUUGAACUGGCAGAUUCCUGGAAGAGACAAGGUACUCCAAUUUAUUUUGUUUGCAUAUGA